AUGGAGGGUGUGCACAGACGAAAGAUAAACUUCCCUGCCUACGUGGACAGAAUCCCGCUUGCCAGGCGCCGAAAACCGGACUCAUGGACAGUUAUCGGCAUUGAAGCAGCCCUUAUCGUUUUCGCUGUGGGACUGGGCACCUUCACCUACUACCGUGCGCAUGUUUUACCCCUCUACGCAGCUAAGACCUUUGCCCACCUCGGCUCUCCUGCGGCAGCAAACGGGGACGAACUCGCGGCCUAUAAUCUCGCCGUGGCCUACAUCAAGGGUGAGAUCCAGGGGGCUAAGACGGAGACAAUUCGCGCCCUGCUUACACAGGCGGCAAAAGGUGGAAUUCAGGAGGCUGUCGGAUUACUUCACACCUGUGGCAAUGGGCAGUGUCUUAAAGCCCAGAAGAACGGACCCCUGUAG
Dibothriocephalus latus is the source of this 411-nucleotide messenger RNA. The record is from the annotation of a GenBank genome assembly. Lineage: Eukaryota; Metazoa; Platyhelminthes; Cestoda; Diphyllobothriidea; Diphyllobothriidae.